CGUGCCGGCUGGGGUAUAUAAGAUUUGGGCGGACCGGGUAGAAUUCAGUUUGAACGCGUUACUCGACGAGCCGUGUCCAAGGAUUCUCAUUCUCAGUUGCCAUAUACUGCAAAUACUUCUUCGAAGAUGUCCUACAAGGUUGAACCACUACCCGAUUCCUACGCCGGCCUGGGCGAGGGUCCCCACUGGGAUGUGGCCAGGCAGAGCCUGUACUACGUCGACCUGGAGGCCGGCAGCCUGCUGCGCUACGACUUUGCCCAGAACAAGGUCUACAAGACGAAGAUCGAGGGCGAGACCCUGGCCGGAUUCGUGCUGCCGGUGGAGGGACGUCCCAACGAGUUCGCCGUGGGCUGUGGCCGCCGCGUGGUGAUCGUCAACUGGGACGGAGUGUCCCCCACCGCCAAGGUGGUGAGCACCCUGUUCGAGGUGCAGCCGCUGAUGGACAAGAACCGUCUGAACGACGCCAAGGUGGAUCCUCGUGGUCGCUUCUUUGGCGGCACCAUGCGCUACAUUGGCGACGAAUUCGAGUUCCGCCACGGAGAGCUGUACCGCUGGGAGGCCGGCGGCCAGGUUUCGGUGAUCAAGGGCGAUGUGGGCAUCUCCAACGGCCUCGCCUGGGACGAGAAGGCCAAGAAGUUCUACUACAUCGACACCACCGACUACGAGGUGAAGUCCUACGACUACGACUUCAACACCGGCGUGGCCACCAAUCCCAAGGUGAUCUUCAACCUGCGCAAGAACAGCCCCAAGGAUCAUCUGCUGCCCGAUGGUCUGACCAUCGACACCGAGGGCAACCUGUAUGUGGCCACCUUCAACGGAGCCACCAUCUUCAAGAUUAACCCCAACACUGGCAAGGUCCUUCUGGAGAUCAAGUUCCCCACCAAGCAGAUCACUUCCGCCGCCUUCGGUGGCCCCAACUUGGACAUCCUGUUCGUGACCACCGCCGCCAAGUUCGAUCAGCCUGCUCCUGCUGGCACCACCUACAAGGUGACUGGCCUGAAUGCCACCGGUUACCCCGGCGUCAACCUGAAGGUCUAGGAGCUGCAAUCUCUAUCCUCAGCACGCAAUAUAAUGUACCAAUCGAAUCCAAGUGCAAUUAUAUGUUAUACUCUUUAAAGUUGUAACUCUCA
Molecule: messenger RNA, 1130 nt
Organism: Drosophila suzukii
Lineage: Eukaryota; Metazoa; Arthropoda; Insecta; Diptera; Drosophilidae
Gene: regucalcin
Product: regucalcin
Biological process (GO): L-ascorbic acid biosynthetic process
Molecular function (GO): calcium ion binding; gluconolactonase activity
Source: RefSeq, a predicted model, not a curated record